AUGUACAACAACAACAUGCAAGGUGGCUACUACCCCCCUCAAAACGGAGGUUAUCCAGCUGCUGGCCCUAUGGGCGGCUCAGCUCUUGACAACCGUCGUGCGCGUGUUCACGAAAAGCAUGGUGCAUGCGGUCCUUGCUGUGCUUUCUGUGUCGGUCUCCUUGCUUGUUGGUGUCUGGAAGACAUCAUCUGUGCCGGCUGCCUUGACUUUAUCUUCUAA
Malassezia restricta is the source of this 219-nucleotide messenger RNA. RefSeq lists its product as uncharacterized. The coding region runs from base 1 to 219 and encodes 72 amino acids. Lineage: Eukaryota; Fungi; Basidiomycota; Malasseziomycetes; Malasseziales; Malasseziaceae. The record is from RefSeq and is a predicted model, not a curated record. The transcript is spliced from 6 exons.